AAUACAAGAACCGGAUACGGACAUACGCUUAUCUUCAGCGACGGAAAUUCUACGCCGUGAUGCAUGAUGGUAUCUGAAGUACUUUACGUACAGUAACCGCAGGGAGAGUAAUGUUGCACAUCGGCUGAUGAUUGCUACUCUGUGUGAGACAGUGUUAUGUCAAAAUGGGAAGAAGCUAUUUAGUAGAUGAUUUGGUUGAGAAAUACCUCAUCACUCUUCAGUCUGUGGAUCUGCCAUUUGUCACUGGACUCUUGAUUGGGCAGAUUGCAGUCCAGAAGGACUAUGUGGUGCUGGCAGCACAGACCCCACAGCGGGAGAAAGAGGCUGAGAACACUGUGUCCAAUCGCAGUACAGCUGCUAGCUCACUCGAUGACAUUGACAUUCAGUGGGUCUCAGAGCAUGCCAAACAGGUUUCCCAGAUGCUACCUGGAGGUUUGUCAGUACUUGGUGUGUUUCUUAUUCACCCACCGGAAUUAUCAAAAGAAGCCCAAAACACGCUAAGACGGUUGCUCUUUGCUGUGGAAAAGCUCAUUUCGAAAGGAAGACUAUGGAAGAUCACAGAGGACGAUGUAUCCGAGAGAGUCAUGCUCCAAAUCUGCUCAAAAACGAGGAAAGCCAUUUGUCGGACGUUUGAUGUGAUGGACCCAAAGAGCUCGGCUAAGCCUGCGGAUUGGAAAUACCAGUCUGGAGUGUCUGGCUCCUGGCAGGCCCUGCAGUGCUCCGUUGAGCUUGAUCUGGAGUUCCCCAUCUCAGAGACAUCGGCUAAUAUGGACAAGUGCACAAAGGAAGGGCUUCAGAGGUGGGCCAAACAAAUUGAGACUAGUCUCUGCCUUAUCAACGGCAAAUGUCUGGCUGAUAACUUGGAUGUGACAGCAGGACUGAAAAAGAAUGCCAAAGCAAACCAGCCAAAGCUCCAGGCUCAAAUCCUCAUCCCAGCUGCGAUGUCAGGGGUGGAGCAGAGGUCUACGGCGUCAGUGCAGACCUGCGGUGGGGUCCUUACCAUGAAGGGGGUGGUACACUGCCGGGCCUACGUCUACACCAGCAAACCCCGUGCCCGGCAGGCUGUGGAGGCCAUCAAAAGAGAUGUCAUGAACACGGUUUUAUGCAGAACCGAGAUGCUGUUUGAAGACCUCCUUAUGAACAAAGGAGCUGUCAGUGGCCAGCAGCCCCUGCCACUGCGUGUGUUUGCCCCGGUGCCGGGCACUGCGUUGUGCGUGUGCGACUACAUGUUUCCUGAUGAAGCCACGGCAGAUGUAAAGGAGCGCUUCAAGGAGAUGCUGGACUGUGACAUUCCGGAGGAUUCCAUAGACACUUCGCAGGAAGCUCCUGUUGAAAAGCAAUCAGACAUUCAUUCUGAAGAAUGCAUGGGUAAUGUAACACCCGAGAGUCCAGCUGAAGCUACCAAACGAGAGAAAUCCCUUCGGCCUUACAUUGGUGUGGCGAUGGCAGCUGGAGUAGCCCUCCUGGCCAUGGCUGUGUCCCUGCUCUACCUUGGCGACUGAGAGAAGAACAACAUUUUUCCAGUAAAUGAAAAACAAAAAGCUGUGGUCAUACGAAGAAGAACGCCAAAAUAGAGUUCAGUAUUUAAAGUCAAGCCAAUUCAGCUCCAUUUCCCCGAAUGUUUUUAAUCCCAUGCAGAUGUUGUAGCUGGCUCAAGUGCUGAAUUAGAUUAGCUGCAUUUAUGUGGCUUAUGGAAGUCAUUGCAAACACUAAAAUGUCCCACAUAAAUUUAACAUGGAAAAAAUGGCUUCUGGAGAGGACAUGUAAUGUUAUAGAAGGAAUUCAGUGAUGAAUAUGUUUUGAUCGUGUGUUAACAGAGCAGUAUACAAUAAAAUAAGAUUUUCUUAAA
Molecule: messenger RNA, 1849 nt
Organism: Conger conger (European conger)
Lineage: Eukaryota; Metazoa; Chordata; Actinopteri; Anguilliformes; Congridae
Gene: odr4
Product: odr-4 GPCR localization factor homolog
Exons: 14
Coding region: 165-1502 (445 amino acids)
Biological process (GO): intracellular protein localization
Cellular component (GO): endomembrane system
Source: RefSeq, a predicted model, not a curated record